GAAGUUAUGAGGCUAAAUUGGACUAAAAGAAUGUAGUUUUAAAGCCUUUUUUUGAAAAUCGAUGGAUCGCUUGAAAUAGAAACCAGCGAGAUGUCACAAAAGAAAUUUUCUGGGGCGCCGUUUGGUGUACAGACAUCGAGGUUUGAUGUCGCUGGCAUUCACCCCAAGAGCAAAACACCUGGAACUGUAACUCAAGUUGCCUAUGACAAGAAGUGCAUGUUGGAAGUGAAUCGGCGCCUUGGACCAGGCUCGUAUAACAUUGAUGUGGGAGGAUUCAACCCCAAGUCUGUGUCCGAGAGAUCUUCUGGCCCUGGAUGGGAAAGGGCUUUUGAAACAGCUCGCCUAGCAAAGAUACCUCAUCUGUUAUACAAAGAACAAUGGGAGAAGAAGCAGCUUCAGAAGCAGCUGCUUGGUCCUGGGACAUACAAUAUCAAUGAUUUUAUUGAUCAGAUGGCAAAAAAGCCUGGCAGCACAAGAGGUGUAUGUGAGACCAGAGAAGCCAGAUUUGACACCACAAAAAUGAGUCAAGUACCAGGACCGGGGACUUAUGGACAAGGAGGAAUACCAAGUGCUGUGGUCGAAGAAAAGGAAAGAAAAUCAAUCAGCAAUGUGGGGAUGCUAGAUUCUGGAAAGUCUUACAAAAGACAGCUUCCUGAAGUGGGAAGUCAUCUUUGUCCAGGGCAGUAUGAGAUGAAAAGCUUUACAGACGAGCUGGAAGCCAGAGUCGUAAGCAAAAGAGGACCUUAUGAUCUCUUUACUGGAGAAAGGAACAAACCUAUAUCAGUGGGAUACUUUGCUUUACCGGCGAAGCAAAACCUUGGUCCCGGGGAAUAUGACUUGAAAUCAUUUUUACACGAACUCCAAGACAAGCACAAAAAACACCACGGAGCCUUCUUGAAGGUGCAACGUUUCCCACCUUAUCCAACCAAUAGGAUCUACUGUUCUACGCUGAGUCAGUAUCCUAGAGACCCGAGCGACCCCGGACCAGGUAGUUAUUCUCCUCAAGAUCUGACCAAACCUGAGGCUUCCCUGAGACCACCCUUUGGUUCAACCGCUGAACGUUUCGACCGUCAUGCUAGGAGAUUUUUCCUUGGAAGCACGAAUCCUGUUGGACCUGGACGAUACGACGUCGAUCGUUAUGGCAAAGCACAGCACGCCAAUGGACACAGCAGUGCCUUCAAUUCCAAGACCAAGAGAUAUGAUCUAAUUCGGGACAAGUACUUAACGGAAAGAAUCAAACCUCGAGAAGUGGACAAAGUUUUUAUGGUCCCCAUUGACGCACAGUAAACGAUCACUGAAGCGAGCAAGUGCGCUAAUAAAUGCAAUUCUAGCACUACUUAUCAAUUGCGAAUUAAAAUUUCCUCACGGUGAAAUUAAAAGAAAAAUACGGUGAAUCUUUUGGUGAGAAAAUUCACGUGGAACACCAGUUUUAUUUGUAUGUUUGGAAGUACAAUUUGUAUUUCACUUCAAACGAUCAGGAAAGGACUUCAUCUGCCUUAAAAGAAAAAUACAAUGCAUCUAUUACUGAGUUAUUUUUAUAUAUCUAGAAUCACAAUCUGUAGUUCGUUUCAAUCAAUCAGGACAGAACUUCAUCUGCAGAACUAAAACGAAACACAGUCAAUGGUCAGCGAUAUUUUUUCGGUCACUGUUGCAUAUUUGCAGGGUUAUAUGACGUGUUCGUUAAUGAAAAAUGCACUUUAUAUCUUCUUUCAUCCCGGCCUUUUUUUUUAUCAAAAAUAGACAGUUUAUCUGUGAUCGACGAUUCAAAGCUUUAUUUUCCUGUUUAAAAUUGACGUUAUCAACUCCAAGACAUUUUAAUGAAACAGAGAAUUAUUUUCUUAUGUUAUCAAAAUAAUAUGGUGCCGUUGUUGGUCUUCAACAAUAUUCUUUUGUAUAAUAUUCAUUCCAGUCAGAGGUGGAUAAUCUUUCACAGACUGAAAUUUGAAGACAAUUAUUUUGAACAGUUUUCCGGCUGGGGGUGUUUUUCUGUUAAUGAUUAAGGCACCAAAUUGUAAACGAGUGAACUCACUCACUCCUUUAUGAAUAAAGUAUUUUUUCUUUACA
Orbicella faveolata is the source of this 2064-nucleotide messenger RNA. RefSeq names its product ciliary microtubule-associated protein 2-like. NCBI's taxonomy places the organism in Eukaryota, Metazoa, Cnidaria, Anthozoa, Scleractinia, Merulinidae. The record is from RefSeq and is a predicted model, not a curated record.